AUGUCUUUCAUCGCGAAUCAUGUACGCUCUGCGUGGAACGACAAGCAGACGCAUGUCGUUGCAUUUUCUGCAACAGCCAUUGCGCUGUACGGCUACGACCAGGUAGGUAUGAUGUCACUCAUCAACACGAAUGAAGACUACCUGUCUACUAUGGGCAUUGAAGAAAAGCCGCCGAUCGUUGGUGUCGUUGUUGCUGUGUACUACCUUGGUACAGCGGUAGGAGCUGUACUUUUCUCCUGGUUGGCGGACAAGCUUGGGCGCAAGAAGAGUAUCUUCUUCAGCUUGGCCUCGGCUAGUCUUGGAAACUUGAUCAUGUUCGUCGCCGGCUUCAAAUUCCAGCAGAUAGCACUCUGGGUAAUGCUAGCCGGUAGGGUGAUCAUGGGUCUUGGAGUUGGAGGAAUCGACGCUGUAAUCCCGACAUACUCAUCUGAGCUGUCUGCGGACGAUGCGAGAGGUAAGGCAUUAGCGCAGGAGUUCCAGUCAAACAUCUUUGGACUGGUCAUGGCGUUCGGCAUCAACUUGGGUGUCACCGUAGCUCUAGGUACAUCUAAUCAGUGGGCCUGGAGGAUUCCCAUCAUCGUCAUGCAGGUGUACCCGGUUGCACUCAUGGCACUAGUGGACACUCUGCCAGAAAGUCCGCGCUGGUUCAUCUUCAAUGAUAAGCAAGACGAGGCGAAGGCGGCUCUAAAACAAAUUUACGGUGACGAAGGCAAACAACAGUACGAUGAUCUGGUCGAAGCGCACGAGAAAGAGCAAGGUGACAGUGUGGGCUACUUCGAAAUGCUCAACCCAUACCACCCGCAGUUCCACGCGACUAUGGUUACGAUCAUGUGUCAAGUCAACCAAGCUCUGACCGGAUAUGGAGCAGUCUCUGUGUAUGGUCCUCAGAUCUUCCAGCUUCUCGGGUUCGAUACUCGCACAUCGGAAUACAUCACACUCGGCAAUUACACCUCUUACUUCUUCCUGAUGACUCUCGCGUGGCUACUCAUCGAUGCUCUCGGUCGCCGCAAGCUACUCAUCCAGUGCUCUAUCCUAUUGUCGAUCUCCUUCCUCAUCCUUACAGUUUUCGGUGGUCUCUCCGAAAACUCAUCGAAGGUCGACAUUCCGAUCAUCGUUCCUGGCAUUCUCGGCUCUAUUACACUCUUUUUUGCUACUGGUGCCUUUGGAAUUGGAUGGCUUGCAACGGUCUGGCUGAUCCCGACUGAAAUUUUCCCAAUGACCGCUCGCGCUCAGGGCACUGCCAUCUCCGUCAUCAUUUGGGGACUCGCCAACUUCGCGAUCACUUUCUUGACACCCGUCCUGUUCAACAACCUCUCUUACUUCAUAUUCCUAGUGUUUGCAGCGACGAACGCCGUCGCCGGACUAUGGACAUACCUCUACCUCCCUGAGACUGGCGGCAGGAGCUUCGAUGACAACCAAGAGUUCUUCAAGCAGGCAAGCGAAGCUAAGACGUGGCGCGUGAGCAAGGUCGCGAAGGGUGAAUGGUCGAAGAUGCUCUACCCAGAUCCGGAGAGCGACGGAGACCGCAUCGUCGACGCAGAGAGGGUACCUUUGCUGAGAAGGGUACAGGAUCAGGUUCCAAGUGCCGAGUAGAAGCUCGGCUUUCAUAGGUAAUAGAUUGGAUACAUCUGUGCUAUGAGGCACUCCAAAGUAUGAGAGAGCAUCGAGGGAGCGAGAAGCAACUGCACAAUCAAGCAAGCUGAUGCCUUGUAUACAUUCGUCCGAAUCGCUCAUCUCGCUGAAUUCGGGCAUCUCUGCUCGGCCGUCGUCAUAUCUCCGGAACCCCCCACCAAUUCCGCCUUCUCUUCUCACUGCCAGUUCACCAGGCAACAGCGUCAUACCCCGAAACACUCCAUUACCGACCCCGAUAUCUCCACCAAAGCCAGCGGAUAUCGCGGCCCCUCCUACGCAAACUUACAAAUAACCCUCUGCAGGCCACGCACGCCCCUGCAUCGGCAUUCCCACAUCUCCACCUCCGAUCGCACAUGCAUUGUAUACAUGCGACUAUUCCCGUUCCACAUUAGCGCUCUGAUGGGCUGAUGUUGUGCAUGAGAAAUGCUGAGGGGUAUAAAGCGGC
Molecule: messenger RNA, 2077 nt
Organism: Macroventuria anomochaeta
Lineage: Eukaryota; Fungi; Ascomycota; Dothideomycetes; Pleosporales; Didymellaceae
Product: general substrate transporter
Exons: 4
Coding region: 1-1593 (530 amino acids)
Biological process (GO): carbohydrate transport; transmembrane transport
Cellular component (GO): membrane
Molecular function (GO): carbohydrate:proton symporter activity
Source: RefSeq, a predicted model, not a curated record